Messenger RNA from Symbiodinium sp. CCMP2456, 219 nucleotides. Lineage: Eukaryota; Dinophyceae; Suessiales; Symbiodiniaceae. The record is from the annotation of a GenBank genome assembly.
GGCUUCUCGAUUUGGCCGCGUCAUGCAUGUGCAUUCUCUGGGCGCCAGGAUGGAAUCUCCAGCACAGACAUCCUCGCUGCCUUUGUCGCGGAGACCGAGGAUAUCCAGCGCUGCCAGUCUCUCUGCGCAGAUCAUGGCAAGGGUUGCCUCUCGUUCAUGCGCCGGGCAUCUGGCGAAUGCUGGCUCUACCGUCAGCGCUGCUCUCCGGUCUUCCGUGAG